AUGAUCAGACUCUCCGACAGAGCACAUGGAAAAGAAGUUGACCCCAGUGAACCCUUUGUAAUCGAAAACCGCUUCGAACACCUUGAGGUCCUACCGACAACAAACGUGCCGACCCAGAUAUCAUUCCCGCCCCUCACCAUCAAUGCCCCGCCAAAGACAGACCUCUGGCGCAAGCCCCCACACAUUGACGUCGACAACAUCCCGACAAUUUUCCUCCCCAAGUCCAUCGACCUUAACAAAUUUCGCUCUGCCAACGUCACCGUCUCGGGCGAGUGGAAUACCUUAUACGACCAGGGUGGCCUCGUCCUCUACAUCUUCGGAGAGGGUCUGAAGAAGUGGGUCAAGACCGGUAUCGAGUUCGUCUUCGGGAAGCCGUUCGUUGGAACCGUCGCGACGGCGCGGGCAUCCGAUUGGAGUUUGGUUCCUCUCUCUGAGAGUGCGGGCGGAAAAGUCACGGUGCACGUGGAGAGGGAGACGAAGGACGAUGAACGCCUCGAGAGCCUUUGGGUGUAUGUCAUUGGUGAGAAUGGGGAGACGCUUGGGGUCAGGGAGGUGACGUGGGUGUUUGGCCCCGACGUGAUAGAUUGCGAUAACCCUACGUCGGAAGAGAGGACGAUGUUGGUGGGCGUCUAUGGAGCUAGGCCGACCGUGCCCGAGGGCGAGGGGAGGGAGAACGAGGAGCUCGUUGUGAAGUUAGACGGUUUCAAAGUUGCAUUGUUUGAUGACUAA
This is a messenger RNA of Cyclocybe aegerita, 729 nucleotides long. NCBI's taxonomy places the organism in Eukaryota, Fungi, Basidiomycota, Agaricomycetes, Agaricales, Hemipholiotaceae. The record is from the annotation of a GenBank genome assembly.